GGAAGCACCUCUGGAAUCCGACAGCACAUAAAACAACCCUAAGAGUCUAUCUAGGAUACAACAUUUAUAACCUAAGAAAACCAGCAAAGAAGUCAUCAGUAAUUUCUCCUUAUCAGUUUUCAUCCAUGAAAGAGUACUGAGAUACACAAGAAACACAGUAGUGAUAAACAAGAAGAACACCAUCAACAAAUUAAAUGGCAGAAUAUGGGAGUGGUGGAAUAUCAAUGUCACUAAAUCAUCAAGCUAGAGAGUGUCAUAGUUCUGAAGAAGAUCAAAAUCAAGAUCAUCAAUCCCAUCAUCAUCAUAGCCCUAGAAAUAGUAGAGCUCUCGUCCUUGCUCCUUGCUCUGGUGGUGUUGGAAGUAAUACUGGUGUAACAAAAUCAAUUUGCAUGAGCAGAAACCGUGAUGGCAGUGGUGGUGAUGAUGGAGAUAUGCGUAUGAUGCAAAUGAUAACUUCACCAGAAUCAAAUGAUAGUCCUCAAAUGCUUAGUAGAAAACCAAGGGGAAGGCCACCAGGAUCAAAAAACAAACCAAAACCACCUAUUAUAAUCACAAGAGAAGUAAGUCGUGAUGAUUCAAAAGCCAUGCACCCAAUAAUCCUUGAAAUCUCCGCUGGUUCAGAUAUUAUUGAAACAGUUUCUAAGUUUUCUGUUAAACACCAUGUUUGUCUUUCUAUACUAAGUGGUUCUGGUUCUGUUGCUAAUGUGAUUCUUCGUCAUUCUACUUCUACUCAUCAUAAUGCUACUGUUUCUAUACCUGGUUGUUUUGAGAUUCUCUCCUUGUCCGGUAGUUUUAUCUAUCCUCCGGCAUCAACUAAGCCUUCGUCAUCACCGCCUUUUAGUAUUUCUCUUGCAGGAGGACAAGGUCAAGUUAUAGGAGGUACUAUUGCUGGUCCACUUAUUGCUGCCUCUUCUGUCUUUUUAAUGGCUGCUUCUUUUGUGAACCCAGCUUUUUUUAGGCUUCCAUCAUGUCAGAAUAAUGAAGAUCAUGAUCAUCAAGAUGAGGAGGAGAUCAAUGUUAAACCUAAGAUUGAUCCUAAUACUGGUGCAGUUUUGAGUGGUAAUGGUGGUGAUGAAACUAUUUACAGUGGUUCAACAACUCAUCAUCUUCCUAGUAUGAGUCAGUUAUUAAAUAGUCAAAUUCCUUCUGAUGUGUUACCUCCUUGGGCACCACCUUCUUCUCGUCCUUGUUGAAGAUCAUGGUUCAUGAUAACUUAAACAACUAAUUAGUGAUGAAAUACCCUUUUUAGAUUCCUCUCUAAUUAUUUAGAUUACAUAUUUUGAAUUUUGAUCAUCAUGAUCCAUAUCUAUUUAGUUGAGUCACUGCUGUUUUGAAAGCUUUUCCAAGGUUCAUGUGCGGUUUUUCAAGUCGUUAUCAUCUUGAUCGGAGAGAAAUGAUGUUGCUAGUGGUGUUGCUAGUGGUGGUGAUGGUGGUGGAUGGAGCUUGUAGUGGUGGGGCUGUAGGUUUCGCAACGGCUUUAUUUUGAUGAUCAACAACCGAAAAAAUACAUCGAGUGACAGAAGUGUUUUGCCAUCUUCAGAAAUUCCUUGUCAGUCAAGCUUCUUGGGAAGAGCCUAUUCUCCAUUCCCAAAGCAAAAGCGUUAGAUGGAAACUUAAAAGCCUGGAGCAUUGAACAAGGGUUUUGAAGACCAACGACUUCUGUUGACUGUUUUUUUUUGGUAUAACUGAAC
Papaver somniferum (opium poppy) is the source of this 1691-nucleotide messenger RNA. Its product is annotated as AT-hook motif nuclear-localized protein 28-like. The record is from RefSeq and is a predicted model, not a curated record. Gene Ontology annotation, molecular function: minor groove of adenine-thymine-rich DNA binding; DNA-binding transcription factor activity. Bases 195 to 1193 code for a protein of 332 amino acids. The transcript has a single exon. Gene Ontology annotation, cellular component: nucleus. Lineage: Eukaryota; Viridiplantae; Streptophyta; Magnoliopsida; Ranunculales; Papaveraceae.